GCAUUGAGGCGUAACCUUAUUCCCUUGAUAAUAUAAUUUGGUUAUAAAUACCUGAGCUGGCUUAACCAAUCCAUACAUCCUCAUUAUCUAUCCUACCAUAAUAAAAUGAUGAGAAUGAGAGAGCCCACAAUUAGCCUUUUGGUUCUUGCUUUGUUCCUCCUUAAUGUCUCUGCCGAGCCAUCUCUUCCCUUUGAUCUCCCAACCAAUGAAACCUUAUUUGGCCUUGAAGUAUUUCAAGGUAAUGCAUCAGCCCUGACGUAUGUAUCCACGGGGACGAUGUGGAAUGCAAGCUGGUGGGGGAACAUGUCCUAAUGGAGUUUGUUGUAGUAUCUACGGCUGGUGUGGAACCACAUCAGACUAUUGUUCCCCUGGAAGAUGGUCAGAGUCAAUGUCCAGACCCGUACCCAGAGGGACGAUGCGGAUGGCAAGCUGGUGGUAAACUAUGUCCUAAUGGAGCGUGCUGUAGUUACAGUGGUUGGUGUGGAACAGCACGACUCUCUUGUAGAACUGAUUUCUGUCAAAGCCAAUGUGCAACCCCGUUCCCACGGGGACGAUGGGGAUGGCAAGCUGCUGGUAGAGGAUGUCCUAAUGGAGUGUGUUGUAGUGUCUCUGGUUGGUGUGGAAACACAUCAGACUAUUGUGCUCCCGAUAAAUGUCAAAAACAAUGUAAAACACCAUUCCCACCCCCACCUUCACCCUCACCUCCACCUCCCUCCCCACCCCCACCAUCACCGCCACCUCCAUCCCCAUCCCCGCCCCCACCCUCACCUCCACCUCCACCUCCACCUAAUUUCCCACCAGGACGAUGCGGAAGGCAAGCUGGUGGUAGAUUAUGUCCUAAGCGAAAGUGUUGUAGUAGAUGGGGUUGGUGUGGAACUACGCCAGAAUAUUGUGCUGAUAAAAAUUGUCAAAGUCAGUGCAGAAAUUAUCUAACCUCAUCCGCCAAGAAUGAUAUGGGAGGUCUUGGAAGCUUCUAGCUCAACGUUGUCUAGAUAUGCUAGAGGAUGUACUUUUACUCCUUUGUUGGGACUUGUGAAGUGAUCAAAUAUUAUUGUGUGUAAUGACUAAUGAUAAUGCAUAUUAAUGCAUUCAGUAAUAUAAUAAAUAAAGGACUUUCGUCUAAA
Messenger RNA from Capsicum annuum, 1124 nucleotides. Its product is annotated as chitin-binding lectin 1-like. The transcript has a single exon. NCBI's taxonomy places the organism in Eukaryota, Viridiplantae, Streptophyta, Magnoliopsida, Solanales, Solanaceae. The record is from RefSeq and is a predicted model, not a curated record. Gene Ontology annotation, molecular function: chitin binding. The coding region runs from base 312 to 977 and encodes 221 amino acids.